AUGAAUUCUUCCGAUUCUGAUUUGGCGCUUGACCUUAAAGGUCAUGACGAGGUCUGCACUAAAACUAACGAAGCGGCUCAGGUUUUCUCUGAAGUAGAAGCAGGUUCAGAGUCUAAAGUAGUGACCGUAAGACCGGAAUCAUUGGAAAAAGCUGACAAGGCUCCCGGUGGUGUUAGUGUGUGUGAGAACACCCCCGUUUCAACCAGUGAUGGUGAAACCAAUUUUGUCGAACACGAAAUGGCCUUUUGGAAAUACAUCGCUAAAAUUUGUGCGCACGAUGUUGCUCCCCCUGUUGUGCCGGAAGGCAAAGAGAUCCCAUAUGGUAUCAUGCUAGACCACUUCCCACCGCAUUCUUGGUGGCUCGAGUUAGUUGCCUCUAUCAAUUUGUCAACUCAAAACCUUUCCGAGAGUUCGAAGUUCCCUUACUACAAGGGAAUGGAGCAGAUCAGAAAUAUAUUAUUGCCCGUGUUCAGUAUAUUUGAAAAAUCUCACCGGCGCAUUCUGACUGGGUUGCAGGAUAUGAAUUAUCCAAAGUACAUUUAUUUUGACGAGCUGUCAGAAAAAUGGUUAUUAAGUGUUCAAGAGUACGAGCUUAAGUUCGCCGAGAAGCAGGGCGAGAUCCUUGCCGUAAUCUCCAAUACCGCUGACGUCGAUGCAAAUAGAGCUCUUCAAAAGACAUACGAUCAUUUCGUGCGUCGCAACGAGCUUUGGUGUAGACAGACCAAAUGGUACUACGAACAUAUCUACCAAGGUGUAUGGUACACGUUCUACUUCUGUUACUAUGCGUGGACCGAUCAGAUCGGGAUAUGGAUCUACACGGGGCUUAAAUCUAUCGGAGAUGCGUGGGACUACCUUGAGAGGUGA
Australozyma saopauloensis is the source of this 864-nucleotide messenger RNA. RefSeq lists its product as uncharacterized. The transcript has a single exon. NCBI's taxonomy places the organism in Eukaryota, Fungi, Ascomycota, Pichiomycetes, Serinales, Metschnikowiaceae. Bases 1 to 864 code for a protein of 287 amino acids. The record is from RefSeq and is a predicted model, not a curated record.